AUGUCCGAAUCUACGUUGAAGCCCGAGAAGGACUUCACGAAGGAGGUCGACCAGCAACUUCCGGAAGCUGAAACUCUGGCAAAAACCAACCUUCAAGGCGCAAUCGAGAAGCUUACUGCCCUUGAGAAGCAGACUCGGCAGGCCUCGGACUUAGCAUCGACAUCACGGGUUCUGAUCGCAAUCGUAACCCUCUGCAAAAAUGCCGGUGACUGGAGCUUGAUGAAUGAGCAAACGCUCGUCCUUUCCAAGAAGCAUAGCCAGCUCAAGCAGGCCAUUACCAAGAUGGUACAGACUGUGGUUGGUUUCCUAGAUGACACACCAGACCUCAAGACGAAGCUUUCAGUCAUCGAGACCCUUCGAACUGUUACAGAGGGAAAGAUAUUCGUCGAGGUAGAGCGAGCCCGUGUGACCAAGAUUCUUUCCGAUAUCAAAAAGGAGCAGGGGGAUCUGAAAGCUGCCACGGAGAUCUUGUGCGAAUUGCAAGUCGAGACAUUUGGCUCUAUGGACCGACGGGAAAAGACUGAAUUCAUCUUAGCGCAAGUUGCGUUGUGCAUUGAGAGUGAGGACUGGACUCAGGCUGGCAUCCUAGGCCGCAAGAUCAGCACACGGUAUUUGGCCCGCAAGCCCAAGAAGACUGCCGAGCAGUUGGAGAAGGAACAGAAGGAGCGCGAGAAGAAGAGGGCUCGAGGCGAGGAAGUCCCAGAAGAGAAACAAGACGAUACCACAGAUCUCAAGUUGCGGUACUAUGAACAGCAAAUCGCCCUUGCGAAACAUGAUGAUAAAUAUCUGGAUGUAUGCAAGCACUACCGACAAGUUCUCGAUACCGAAGCGGUCGAGGAAGACCCUGCUAAGCUUCAUCCCGUGCUUCAGCGGAUCAUCUAUUUUGUCAUCCUUUCCCCUUAUGAUAACGAGCAGCAUGACCUACUUCACCGCAUAUUCAAAGACACGCGGAACUCUCAAGUCCCGUUGGAUGCUGAACUGCUCAGGCUGUUCACCGUCCACGAACUGAUGCGAUGGCCAGAGAUUGCCAAAAAGUUUGGUCCGCACCUGUGUAGCACCGACGUCUUCGAUGCGCAGCCCGGUCAGUCGUCCGAUGCGAAGGCUCACCAGCGAUGGGAGGACCUUCGAAAGCGUGUCAUCGAGCACAAUGUUCGGGUCGUCGCCAAGUACUAUACUCGAAUUCGCAUGAACCGUCUGACCGAGUUGCUCGAUUUGGCCGAGGAUGAAACUGAAAAGUAUAUCAGCGAGUUGGUCACCUCGAAGACGGUCUAUGCCAAGAUUGAUCGCCCCGCUCGAAUCGUCAGUUUUGCUAAACCCAGAGGUGCCGAUGAUAUUUUGAACGAAUGGAGCCAUAACAUGAAGAGUCUAUUGGGAUUGCUAGAGAGAAUCGACCACCUAAUCACGAAGGAGGAGAUGAUGGCUCGCAUUCAACCCACAAGUGCAAAGUAG
Messenger RNA from Metarhizium brunneum ARSEF 3297, 1449 nucleotides. RefSeq names its product 26S proteasome non-ATPase regulatory subunit 12 (gene psmD12). Gene Ontology annotation, cellular component: proteasome regulatory particle, lid subcomplex; cytoplasm. The record is from RefSeq and is a predicted model, not a curated record. NCBI's taxonomy places the organism in Eukaryota, Fungi, Ascomycota, Sordariomycetes, Hypocreales, Clavicipitaceae.